Molecule: messenger RNA, 8011 nt
Organism: Pipra filicauda (Wire-tailed manakin)
Lineage: Eukaryota; Metazoa; Chordata; Aves; Passeriformes; Pipridae
Gene: GDA
Product: guanine deaminase
Exons: 14
Coding region: 89-1441 (450 amino acids)
Biological process (GO): guanine catabolic process
Cellular component (GO): cytosol
Molecular function (GO): zinc ion binding; guanine deaminase activity
Source: RefSeq, a predicted model, not a curated record
UCCAGGAAGCCGCCGGCGGCACCGGGAGACACCGAGGGCGGCAGCCCGCUGGUGGCAGCUCGCAGCGCCGCCCGCCCAGCCCGCCGCCAUGGGCUCCCCGCAGCGCCCGCCGCUCGCCCACGUCUUCAAGGGGACCUUCGUGCACUCCAGCGCCUCCGUACCCAUGGAGAUCCUCCACGGACACCUUCUGGGGGUGGACGAUGACGGGACUAUUGUGUUUUUGGAACAAAGUGAUCAGCAAGAGCAACUGGCUGAGAAAUGGGGUUUCAAAGCAUCUGACAUAAGACAACUGAGUAAACAUGAAUUCUUCAUGCCAGGAUUGGUUGAUACACACAUUCACGCCCCUCAGUAUUUAUUUACUGGUACAAGAGUAGACCUGCCUCUUUUGCAGUGGUUGACUACCUACACGUUCCCAACAGAAGCCAAAUACCAAGACAGUGGUUUUGCAGAAGAAGCAUACACCAGAGUUGUUAGACGAACUCUAAAGAAUGGCACGACUACAGCUUGCUACUUUGCAACAAUUCACACGGAUACUUCUCUUCUUCUUGCUGAAAUUAUAGAUAAAUUUGGUCAACGAGCAUUUGUUGGAAAAGUCUGCAUGGAUAUGAAUGACAGUGUGCCACAGUACAAAGAGAUUACUGCUGACUCUGUCCAAGAGACAGAAAGGUUUGUUAAAGAACUGCUGGAAAAGAAAUAUCCAAGAGUACAACCUGUAAUAACCCCCCGCUUUGGCCCUUCCUGCACAGAGGACUUGCUGUGUGCACUUGGAGAUUUAGCACAGGCUCGUGAUCUCCAUGUGCAGAGUCACAUAAGUGAGAAUGAAGAAGAAGUCAAACUUGUGGAGAACAUGUUUCCUGCCUACAAGAAUUACACUGAUUUGUAUGAUAAAAACAAGCUGCUAACCAGCAAGACAGUGAUGGCUCAUGCCUGUUAUCUUUCUGAAGAAGAGUUGAAACUUUUUAGUCUUCGUGGAGCUGCAAUUUCACAUUGCCCCAAUUCUAACUUUUCGUUGCGCAGCGGUGUCUUAAAUGUGCGAAAGGUCCUGGAACACAAUGUGAAGCUUGGUCUUGGCACAGAUGUUGCUGGUGGAUAUUCAGCUUCUAUGCUUGAUGCUAUCAGGAAAGCAAUGAUGGCAUCUAAUAGCCUUCAGAUCAAUAAAGUCAAUGAAACAGGACUAACUCUUGAAGAAGCUUUUCAACUUGCCACUCUGGGAGGAAGCCAAGCUCUAGGACUAGAUGAUGUGAUUGGAAACUUCGAGGUGGGCAAAGAAUUUGAUGCUCUGCUAAUCAACACGAAGGCUUCAGAUAGCCCUUUUGACUUGUUCUCUGCUGAUAAUUUUGAGGACAUUCUGCAGAAGUUCCUGUAUCUAGGUGAUGAUCGGAAUAUUUCCGAAGUGUAUGUGGCUGGAAAGCAAGUGGUUCCUUUCUCAAGCUCUGUAUAAAUCCAUUUGCCAUUUGCAAAAUACUCUGCUGAUCAUUCUCCAUCUGAUUUGGAAAAGAUUGAUUAAACACAGUGCCUGAUCAUCAGGAAUGACAUCUCAUUUUUGUUUAAUGUUAUGUUAUAAAAUUUGCAAACAUUAAAGAUUUUGUUAGACCUUUCAGGAGUUACUUUACCAAAAUUGUCAUAGUUCUAGAGUUCUAUUUAAAUUUCACUGCAAAAAUAGCAUUUUUGCAUUGAUAGGGGAUUUGAUAAAUACCUUAAUUAAAGAGGACACCUGCUGUUCUGUUUAAUAAUAGUAUAGGAAGCAUUAUAUGGAACAAUGAGAUACUCGUUGACUAAAAUGCAUAUAAAUUAAAAUAAAAACACUUCUAGUAAAUAGAUUUUGCAGCUAAUGAAUGAAAGAAGGCAAUUUCCAUAGUAUUAUCACCAGGUAUGGAAAAAACCUGGGGAAUUUAGAACAGUUUCCAGUUUUUCUUAGGAACUUUUAAAAAAAAAAAAAAGAAAAAAGUAAGUAUUUAAUUUAAAAUGUUAUUUUUUAAGAGGAAUUAAGUAAGAAGUGUGUGUUUAUAAAUAAUUCAGGGUCCUUAUCAUAGAGUUUAGAAUUGCCAUUUGUAGUCAGACACUUCAUUGAAUUACCUUCAUGUGAGCGACAGCUGAAUCAAACUUCUGCUAAAUUAGAAGCAGGGAUUAAGAUAUCUAUGCAGGCUACACAAUGGUCAACAAAUUAAGAGAGUGUUCUGGACUAGAGGGAGUGCUCCAUCUAGUUCAACCUCCUGCAAAAUCUUCCCAGACUCAUUUCCUCCUGGCUGUUCAGAGGGGAUGAUAUGAUGCCCCUUCUCCUUUCUGUAAGGGAAGUGAGUGCAUUUAAAAAAUAUCCAAGAGAAAUGGGCUUUUUCUGGCCAUUAUCACCUUUGACUUGAGAUGAAGACUGUCACUGGAAAAAAGCAGCUCAACUCUGCUGUGCUCUUUGUGUCUUUCAACAUGGCAGUCAUACUUCCAGCUCUGUACAAUUCCGGGUAUAAAAUAUGCCCUUUUGGUUUUAGAAAUCUGUGUGACUUCCUUUCCUGAAAAAAACAUAUUUCCCUACUUUUUAUCAGAGCCUUUUUUUUUAAAUAAGAUUUUUUUUGAGGAGGGAAUUGCUUCUUGUUUCUCUGUUAUGUUUUUGCAACACAAAGGAUGUAAGCUUUAAUUUCAGUGUCAUUAGAGACAAUAUUGUGUCUAGAUACUAUAAAUAUGGGUUGAAUAUGGUUUUAAGGCCUGCUUCAAACUUCUUCGAUUUCACUAAAGUUUGUUUUGCACUUUUAUCUCACUGCCUGGGGAUAAAGGACUUCCCUCUGUUCACAAAACAAGGGAGGUCACUGCACCAAAGUUUCACUUCAUGUCUACUUCAGAGAGAGUGCUUGGCCCAACAUCACUCAUAAUGUUCUGAUUUUGAAAGCAUUUUCAGAGCCUUUGUAUCAUUAUGAUUAUAUCUACACGAGACAGCAUAGCGUCAAGGGGAAAUGUAACAGCUAAUUUGGGCACUUAAAGCAGUACAGUCUGCCCAGUGGGGUUUUUUUGCUGAAGCUGAGGGGCCCUACUAAACAACAGGGAACAGUCCUGCAGUCCUGCAGUUACAUGGCUCACUGAGAGUUCACUCAGGUGUUUUCCCAGGGUGCUGCAUUGAGCUGCUGCUUGGCUGAGAUACAGCCUCCCUACCCAUUGAGUUCAAUCAUUCCUGAGGCUUUAGGAGUAAAGAUGGAUUCAGAUUUCCACAUUCCAUCGGGGUGUUUUUUCAACCAUUUUGUUUUUCGUGUGUCCCAAUCACCUACACAGUAGCACAGUCAUUUGGCAAAUACAAUCUUCAGCUUUUUAACUUGGUUUCCUGAUUCAGGGAGCACUUUUUCUCAUGAAUUUUGACAUGAAUUUAAUUGACCAGAUUUCACUUUCCAAAACCAAAGAUGUGUGAGACACAUGUUUUAAUCCUCCCAGUUACUGUCUGAAACUAUUUUUAGGUAGUUACAUGGUUUCCAACUUUGUCUUUUCUGCAAGAAUAUUUUCUGUUGUGAAGAAAGAUCACACAGCCUUGUAUACAAUGUGUGCUAGUGCUCCACUGCUAUGCCUCCAGAGCUAUGAAUUAAAUCAGUGCUUUUAUUUUAGUGGUAGUUUUAACUGUCUCUGACUUAAUUGUUUUUCCAUUAUUUUGUGGUGUUGUUAAGAAAGAGAUUCAGGAUUUCUUUUUAAAAUACGUGGGUGUGGAGAGGUUGCUUGUUUGCAAACUGGGAAUACAGAAGAACUUUGACAAGUUCAAGACUACACUGCUGACCCAGUUACAAAGGGACUCCCUAGGAUAACUGCUCCAAUGAGCUUUGUAUCUGACUAUUCGCUGUGUCAUGAGCAGUUUGAUAUUUGUUAAAUUCAGGAACAAGAUAGGAAUUCAGCCUACCUUUAUAUAGCUACGUAUAGCUUUACUAGUGUCUAGUAUCCAGACUUUAGCCAGACUUAGAAGUGGAAAAUUAACUUUUUAAGAAUCUCAGCUGGAGGAGGAGCUCUACCUGCAGGUAGUGCCAUGGGCUGCCCGCACCACCCUGCAAUGCCCAAGACAAGGAGGAGCGAGGACCAAGAUUAUGCUGAGGUGCUUAGGGGUAAAAAAAAGAAUUCUGACUUUGAUAUUUGAGAAAACCAGUGGUGGCUUCAGAUAACAAAUAAAUUGUGAGGGUCUUUUGACAGCAACAUCUUAAUUAGAAUUGAAUGGAAAAAUAAUGUAUGCCAAAAAAAACCCAAUUAAAUGGAGUCAUCUGAGGCAGUCCCAAAAGCUUGUUCAGUGGAAAAUGGCUUAUGCACAGAAAUUUUAAGGUUUUAGGUCAUACAGAGAAGUAUUUAGUAGUCAAACUUCUCUGAAGUAAUUUUGGGAAAGUCACUGAGGAUCCCACGGAGAAGUUUUGGUCCUUGGGACUCUCUACCUGUGUGCAUUGCCAAGAUACUUAUUACAGUUGGGGAGGAUCAGUAGAUGAAAGCAGUUACUGCUGAGACUUGUACAUCUACACUAUAUGCAACUCAAGACUACAUAUAUUAUGUUUCCUUGGACAAAUGCCUCAACUGUAUAUGCAGUUUGAAGCAGGCCAAAUAAUGGGUUCAGAUUCUUAGUCUCUCUUUUAGAGACUGGAGUGUAUUUGAAAGGCAGCUGAGCCUCCACCGUAGUUUCCUCCAAAAUAAGCUUAAUUCUUGUGUAUGAAAAUCACCCUGCAAACUGAACCAAGUUUAACUAAGGGGCGAUGAUUGGGAAUUCACUUCAGAACAGCAUUAUUGUCUCAAAGCAAAAUGCUAAUGGAGACUAGGACUUCGAAUGUUCUCCCUCCAUCCUUACUGUCACAGAACUUAGUAGCUGAAUACAAAGUGAAGCAACUCUCUUCCCCUUUCCUCCAUUUUCCUCACACCAAAAAAAAAAACAAAAAAAAAAAAGGAAAAAAAAAAGAGAAAAAAGUUUAAACCAAGACAACUGAACAUUAAGGGGAUAUGAAUAUGAAUAUGUGGAAGAAAAUUAAGAGAUAAUUUUCAAUUUGUAUAAAUUGACAUAUAUGACAGUAUAAAUUGACUGAUUUGAGAUGAAACCUCUGGAAAAAUAUACCAUCAACAGAUUCCAGAUGUCUCUCCCCAUGAGUUCUCUUACCAGAUGGUGGAUGAGAUCUUUGUUUCUUAAUUUGUCUUUAUGUUCAGUGGUAGCACACCCUUCAGACAAGUGAAAAAAAGGAUAUUUGUGAAGAGCUUGCUUGUUGGGACAAUAUGCUUAUUCUGUUCUAUGGUCAGAUAAGCUCUUAUUUAUUAUAAAUAGAAUGUAUUUGAAUUACUGGUAUAUGUUGAUCUCAUCAUGUCACUUUAGGUUUUGAAAUACUAGUAAGUAUUGCCUAUGCAUUAGGCAGCAUUAUUUGAAUUAUUCAUGUGUGGCAAGUGGAGUAUUGCACUUUAAAAUGUUGCCUUGGCCUAAUGUUUAUAUUUAUUCUGUAUUUUUUGUGCAAUCCUAUGGCUUUGUAGGGGAAAAAAUGUGUAUUUGUUCACUGUACUGAAAGUUUUGGUAAGUGGACUUACUGUUGGAAAAAGGAACUUUAAAAUGACCCUGUUUUAAAGUGUGUGCCUGAUUAUUCACUCAUGAAUGGAAAAAUUAUAGUGAUUUUAUGAACUUGAAGAGAAACAUUUUAAUUAAAAAUAUUUUCAGAUAAAUAGAAUUUUUUUAUAUUUUAAUUGUGAUCAUGCAAUGCAAGUUAACAAAAAGUAAUAAAAAUUCUUGCUAAAUAUCUAUGGCUUUACUGAGCAAAGGUGAACAUAACUGCUCUGGAUUAUUAAUUUUAAAAGAAUACAUAAGUCUUCAAAAACAAAAGGCCCAAAUUCUUUCAAAGAAUGUUCAAAUUUUAAAAGAAAAAAGCUCAGACAAGCUGUUAAAAAAUAUUCUUUUAAACAUUUCCAGGAACAAUCCAUAACAGAUGGUGGAUGGCUUUUAAAAUUCUAUAUUUGUAUGAAUAAAUGGUGUUGCCUUAUCUGCAGCCCUUAUCUGCAGGGGUCAAUUAAUCUGGAAAGUUAUGGUGUAGAAAAGAAGAAAGAAAAGCCAAGGGAUUUUGAAAAUUGGAGAAAGGACAGGGCAAAAAUUAAUUGCAGAAGAGAUUUGAAAAGAGUGGUAGCAGAAUACAAAAUAUUGCAAAGCAGAAAUGAGAUAGAUUAGAGGAACUCAUAAAAAGAAGAUGACGUCAGUGAAGUUUUAGGUGGGAAACCCUCAUUAAAGAAGAUACCUUCUCAGGCAAUGUUUUGUUAACUCAUGGACUUCAUUCCUUCAGAAAGUCAUUGAGGUCCAAAAACUGGGCAGAUUUCCAAAGGAGUUGCUUACGUGCUUAAUAAUACAAGCUCAAAUAGUUGUACCUGCUCACAGUGCAGUUAUAUAACAGUUUAAAACCUCUCAACCUCUGCUUCAAGAUUUAAAUCAGAAUUACCUGUAAGAGCUCCAGAAGAAAGGUAAUUCAAGGGCACAUUUUGUUUUAUCUACAGUUGUCCAACAAAGUGUUUGGCACUGAUCAGGACAGAGGCAGAAUUAGUUUGAUCCCAGGGAAAAAUCUCUGUUCCUGUAUGCCCCAGACACCAUCUCAUGUCAUGUAACUGUUGACUGAGUCCAACACAGGCUAAACCUCUGGUGUGACUGAAGUGACUAAAUACAAGCUGUUUUAAAAAUCAGAUUGUUUUGAAGUUAAGCAUAUUGCAGAGACCACAGCACAUUUUAAAUUGCACAAUCAUGUAUUUAAUACUAAACUUUUAAGUUCUAGGAGCUUUGGCUUAAAGCUGUGGGACUUUUAAGCCUUCGUGCAAUAUGUGCAACAACUUGUGCUUCUCUCAACAAGAAGCUAGCAAAUUACAUUUGCAAGGCUCUCUGUACAAAAAAGAGUAACAAAAAAAACAGAAACAAUUCCUGGGAAGCCAAAAGGACAUUAGCAACAUUAAAAACAAUCUGCUGUUUAAGGUUAAUAGAACUGCUAGGUUUUGUCAAAAGGCUGAGAAAUAUUUUUGGAGGGCAGUUUCCUGGAAAGUUGAGUGGAAAUUCUUUCUUACAAAAUGCCCAGAAUCAGAGUUGUGCUCCAACCAAGGAGGUUCCCUGUGGCUUUUGCAGAGGCAGUCACGUCUGUAGACCUGAACGCAAUAGUCCUGUGUAGAUUCACACUUCUUUACACUGUCAUGACGCAGAAGUGUGUAUUAGCUUUAAUUCUGGCUUUGGUUUAUGGUUUCUCAUACACUUGGUUUUGGUUUGGAAAUAAUUAUGCUGAAGAAGUGAAGCUGGGAGAAGGAUAAGGUUGAAAGGCAAUCUUACUUACACUGACUGCCUAGUGUUUCAGUCAAAAUAUUUGUCCCUCCGGGUAGGUGUUAUUGCGUUUGCACAGCUCUUAGACUCAGUGAUUUGGCUCUUAAUGACUUGAGUCAACUGGUAACAAUUAGACUCAGCCAAGACCAAGACAUAAACCAUGAGCAGCUGACAAAAACUUAAAAACGUUUUACUAUGAUUUGCACUUAAAUCACCAAUGGCUUUCCUUAGCCAAGGGCUCCUAGGCACAGUUAGGUAAAAAAAUUCCCUGGAUAAAAGCCUUUAGGAGAUGGGGCUAGCGUUAGUGACAAAUGAAGGCUUUAAACUGCACCCUGUCUGGCCUUGCAGCUUUGAAGCUGGGUUGUGUACCCCUUUAACAAAUUUUACUGAUAAAGCUUUUAAAAAACAUUUGCACAUACUCCUUAGCUAAGGAGGUUUGCAUCCCUUGCUUCAAGACAAACUCUUUCCCCAAAGGAGAGUUCGCAUCUCACUGGAGUAGGUUUUCCUGAUACUGGUCUUUGAUUUGUCUGCUUGUGACCUGUUGUAUAUAAGCUCUGGUACUUUCACAUGUGAAAAUGCCUAACUGGAAUUAAUAUUGUUGAAUUUAUCCUUCCUGUUGUACUCAUGCAGUUUCAAGGAAGAGCAAUGUAUUAAGAAAAAUGGUGUAUGUGAUUUCCACUGUUCUGCUUGGUUUUGGUCAUGCUAAAUGGGAAGUAAUGUUGAAACAAAAUAAAGAGGCCUUGUGUUUACACCAGA